AUGGCGUCGCUCUUCUCUCCUUUCCGCAGCACAUACCGAUAUCUCCAAUAUGCGGCACACGAGCACCCGGUAGUCUUCUUCUCGAUCGUCAUUGGUUCAGUGGGUCCCGUGGCUGUCGUCGCCGUGCCACCUAUCCGCAAAGCGUACGGCUGGAAGCCCGCCGAGAAGGUGCCCACAUCGUACCCUCUUCCGGCUCGUGCACGUCAAGAGAUCACCGCGUACGAUGACGAAGAGUAA
Molecule: messenger RNA, 237 nt
Organism: Sporisorium graminicola
Lineage: Eukaryota; Fungi; Basidiomycota; Ustilaginomycetes; Ustilaginales; Ustilaginaceae
Exons: 3
Coding region: 1-237 (78 amino acids)
Source: RefSeq, a predicted model, not a curated record